This is a messenger RNA of Aspergillus eucalypticola CBS 122712, 1049 nucleotides long. RefSeq names its product Tim17/Tim22/Tim23/Pmp24 family protein. The transcript is spliced from 6 exons. The coding region runs from base 209 to 862 and encodes 217 amino acids. Lineage: Eukaryota; Fungi; Ascomycota; Eurotiomycetes; Eurotiales; Aspergillaceae. The record is from RefSeq and is a predicted model, not a curated record. Gene Ontology annotation, cellular component: peroxisomal membrane.
CCUUCCCCCCACCAUCAUUACUUGCCAUGCUCCCCUGCUACUCCCUCCCUUAUGAAGCAAGCAAGCAGUGCUCCUGGCGACUGCGGCUGCAUACUCUCCCUGCUCUUGGAAGCUCACCGGACGUGAAAUAAACUCCCUCAUCCUACUACCUCCGCGCUCACUCACCGGAUCCGUGCCGAGGUCCGACGACCAAACAAGGAAGAACAAGAUGGAUGCUCUAAUGUCCCGUCUUGACUCACUAGUCACAAACCCCGAUCUUGCGCCGCUCUUAGCUCUCGUCAAAGGUGUGCGCAAUGGCGCCGUCUACGGUGCCAAAGUGCGGUUUCCGCAUGCUUUAGUAAUGAUCUUCCUCUUCCGUUCCGGAACAAUUCGAGAAAAGGUCAAGCUCGUUCUUAAAGCUACCCGUCAACACGCUCGCAACCUAGCCACCUUCGCACUCAUUUGGAAGGGCGUCAUGCUCGCACUUCGCAACAUAAACCCCACCACGGGCGGAAAGGAAGGCAGAUACGAUAGUUUCAUGGCUGGGUUGGUAGGAGGGUACGUGGUCUUUGGAAGACACAAGACGAGCAUUACGCAACAGAUCGUCAUCUACGUCUUCGCGCGCGUUAUGCUCGCAAUGGCCAAACUGGCCGUCCGGCCCAACAUGCAUCCGCUGUCGUCGUCGAUUACUCCGGAUGCGAGAUCCAGGAUGGAGAGUAAUGCGUGGCCAGUAUUCGCAAGUUUGACGUGGGCCUUUGUCAUGUAUAUUUUCCGGUGGCACCCAGAUACCCUGAUGUCGAGUUUGAGGAGCAGUAUGGUGUAUAUCUACGCCGACUCCGAUCACUGGGAUUCGUUCCGCAAUUUCUUGAUACACAACAAAUAGAGGUGGUGGGGAGUGUAUCCGUGCUAAGCACUUGGGUUUCCAUUUUUGGUUUGUUAUACGUUCAUUGGGUUGUCACGUUCACGGGGCGUAUAGAUUGGUGUCAGGGCUGGCAUUGUUUUAUCUUCCCGUUCAUGUCUUUGCUUAGGGGUAUUCUUAUUCAGAAACUCGAGCCCUCCCGCUGGCGGAU